Eleginops maclovinus (Patagonian blennie) is the source of this 1579-nucleotide messenger RNA. Its product is annotated as N-acylethanolamine-hydrolyzing acid amidase-like. The record is from RefSeq and is a predicted model, not a curated record. Gene Ontology annotation, biological process: fatty acid metabolic process. Gene Ontology annotation, cellular component: lysosome. Gene Ontology annotation, molecular function: fatty acid amide hydrolase activity. NCBI's taxonomy places the organism in Eukaryota, Metazoa, Chordata, Actinopteri, Perciformes, Eleginopidae. The transcript has 11 exons. The coding region runs from base 103 to 1164 and encodes 353 amino acids.
AGUACCCCUAUGUUCUCGGCUGCUGCUGUAGAUAACUGAUUUAAGAACAGUGACUGCUCAGUACCAGCUGGAGCUCGGACAGGACCACCGAACCCACCAGUCAUGAUAGUGCAGGCUGCUGGGCUGCUGCUGCUCGGACUCGUAGCCUCCUGCCGGGGAGGGUUUAACCCGGUCACCGUGAACAUCAGUCUGGACGAGGACCCAGAAGUGCGGUGGGCUCCUAUUACAAAAGCGUUCGACGUAGAGUACUUGAAGAAAGCUGCGGCUGAAGUCAUUGACACAACGGUUCCUAAAUGGGUGCAUCACGCAGUCACACCGAUCGUGAAGGCCCUGGAGAAGUACGUUCCUCAGCCUUACGCAGGGGAGAUCAGAGGUAUUGCCAAACAGGUGGGAGGCAGCAUUUCAGACAUCCUCAUUCUCAACUUCGCCUAUGAAAUAUCUGCAUUUUGCACUAGCAUCGUGGCUCAGGACACAAAUGGGACUGUGUACCACGGUAGGAACCUCGAUUAUCCACAUGCAGUGCUGAGGAAUAUGACAAUGGAUGUCAUUUUUCUCAAGAAUGGAAAGGUAGCGUACCGUGGAACUUCAUUUGCUGGCUACGUUGGCCUGUGGACGGGACAGAGUCCUAACAAGUUUACCAUCUCUGGUGACCAGCGAGGCAGUGAGCACUGGUGGAACUGGUGGAAGAAUGUAGUGUCUGCUUUAUUCUUUCGGCGGACCCCGGUCAGCUGGCUUGUGCGAGAGACGCUGCAGGAGGCAGAGGACUUUCAGGAAGCUGUGAUGCGUCUCUCCAAAAUUCCCAUCAUCACCGGAGUCUACUACAUCGUGGGUGGGGUGCGAGCUGGGGAAGGGGCUGUCAUAACCAGGGACCGAAAGGGCCCCGCUGAUAUCUGGCCGCUGAUUCCCAUCAAUGGAGGAUGGUACAGAGUGGAGACUAACUUUGACCACUGGCUUCCUCCUCCAGCCAGGGAUCAUCGGAGAGACGCGGCCAACAAAGCACUAAAUGCUACUGGCCAAGAUCACAUCAACAUGGAGACACUUUAUCAGGUGCUGUCGCUGUAUCCUGUGUGCAAUGGACGUACUGUCUACACAACAAUAAUGAGUGCAGCAGCCCCGGAGAAGUACAAUACACUUGUCAGACCACAGGGCUGCCCACCCAACUGACUGUGAGCCUUGCUGCCUAAACUCCAGAUCAUGGUUUCAUGCAGAUUAAAUCAAAAGAAUGAUCAUGUGAUCACGUGAUGAUUCUAAAAUCAAAGAGAAGGGAAUCGAGCUCUUGUAGGUGAUUACCCUUUUUUUACGCUGCCUCUAAUAAAAGGAGAAAUGUGAAAGAACCUCAUGUUAGUGCAAUUUAUUUGUAAAGUUUCAGAACUUUGUGUUUGAUUUAAUGAUUGUGGUCACUUGAAGACAGCCGCAGUGGAGGAAUGCAGACUUUCUCAAUGACAUGUUACUCAUACCGCACGAGUAAAAUAAACAACGAUGGAAAAACACUUGUACCUGGAUCGUGGUGCUUUCGAGUUAUAUGAUAACUGUGCCUCUAUUGAUUUGUGCCUCUCAAAUAAACCAAGUCUGUAACCUU